Messenger RNA from Lates calcarifer (barramundi perch), 986 nucleotides. It is a transcript of the gene glrx, whose product is annotated as glutaredoxin (thioltransferase). The transcript has 3 exons. The coding region runs from base 101 to 421 and encodes 106 amino acids. The record is from RefSeq and is a predicted model, not a curated record. NCBI's taxonomy places the organism in Eukaryota, Metazoa, Chordata, Actinopteri, Centropomidae.
GGCAUAAUUGUCAAAGAGCAGACCUAUCCUUUUUCUUCUCCUCCAUUGAUGCCAAUUUUCUCCCUUUAGCCCACGAUCACUUCGAGCCGAGCGACUGAAAAUGGCGCAGCAGUUCGUACAGACCAAAAUCAAAGGAGACAAAGUGGUGCUGUUCAUCAAGCCCACGUGCUCGUUCUGCAUCAUGGCCCAAGACGUUUUGUCCAAAUACAAGUUCAAACCGGGACAUCUGGAGUGUGUUGAUAUAAGUGGACGCAGCGACAUGAGCAAUAUGCAGGACUAUUUCCUGGAACUUACCGGAGCACGCACGGUCCCGCGGGUGUUCAUCGGAGAGGAGUGCAUUGGAGGCGGCAGUGAUGUGGCAGCGCUGGAUAAGAGUGGUAAACUGAAGGGCAUGCUGCAAUCCAUUGGAGCCCUGCAGUGACAUACUCCAAACCCCCAGGCCUUUGGCGUCCAGGUGGGGGUCACAUGACUAUGCAGCGGGACUUGCGUAGCUUGCGUCGCCGCUGCUGGUACUCGCUGAGCUCCUGCAGGUAGCCUCUGGAUGGCCAACGUAGUCUCUCCACCUGCUCGCGUUCCUCCUCUGGAACACACACAAACGCAAAGACAUAUAACUCUAAUCUACUGCAAACACAACUAUGGGAUGAUUUUCUGAUUUUCUGAUAAAACCAUUACAGCAAGACUACUGUACUUGGCACAGAGUCUCACACACACACACACACACACACACACACACACACACACACACAGUAACAACUCCUUGGACUGUUGCCAUGAACACUGCCAACGAGGCUGAAAUAUCUGAUAAGAUUUUGUUUACACCAACAAGCAACAGAAGACCAACAGUGACCGAUCAUGUGCUGUUUCCUUUUGCUGGCCUUUGACUUUUGCUUGUGGCCUUCAGUAUCCGUCCAAUGACCUUAAAUAAGUCUUGUGUGUAUGACUAAUGAUCACAAUAAAAAAAAUGCUAAUGCUACUAACCAGAGAAA